This is a messenger RNA of Scleropages formosus (Asian bonytongue), 1085 nucleotides long. RefSeq lists its product as uncharacterized. The record is from RefSeq and is a predicted model, not a curated record. NCBI's taxonomy places the organism in Eukaryota, Metazoa, Chordata, Actinopteri, Osteoglossiformes, Osteoglossidae. The coding region runs from base 33 to 1085 and encodes 350 amino acids. The transcript is spliced from 5 exons.
UUGGUCUGCGGAGUUCUCAGAAAUGCAUCAGGAUGCCCAUCCCUUUGUCUAGAGCUCUCAGACAGAAGGCAAUACGUGCAGAUGAUUGGUGGGCUCUUCUGGACUUUGAGAGCAUCAGGAAGUCAGGGAUUGCAGGGGGCCUGCGGCUGCGCAUUCGCCUCUACCAGAAACAACGGCUGUCGGAUACGAUGGAAAGCAGCAACUCGGAGAGGGGCGCAGACCCCAGAGAGAGCCGUACGGACUUUGCACAGAACAACCCGCUGGCUGAUGAACCCGAAUGUGGCAGUGCCUCUGGAGAUGAAGGGAAAAAGGUGGACGACGACUCGCAGGAAGCAGAAAGGGGGGACAAAUGCGGGACCCAGGAACUCCAUACAUCUGAGCCACAUGUAAGCCAGGCAGUGACCAACAUGAAUGCCCCUCGGUGUGAAACCAAAUCUGCGGAAUCCAAAAGCCAUGAGGUCACGCUCACAGUCAGCAUUGCAAUGGCUCUUCCCCAAGGUUUCUCUGAAGGUGAAGAGGACCCAGUUAUCGCAGAGAAGAGCAACAGAAAAAAGCCGAAGCAGGUUCUGCCCAGCGGAGUUCUGGAAGCUCCUAAAGCGCAGAGCUACUACCGCAUUGAGUUCACUUUGCUCCCUGAUGACCCAGAGCCGAUGAAAUUCGACCUGGUGAUGUUCGGUGUAGCAGCGAAAAUCUACACGGACAAUGAAACCAAGGUUUUGAUGCCGUGGCAGGAGGGGGACCAGGUGUGGCUCGCCUGGAGUCACUGUGUGAAGGCUGCCAUCACCAGGGACCUGGUGCUGAAGCUGGCCUCGCACAGGGUCGCCUUCCGUGUGUGGGACACCAAGGACAGGCUGUCCUCCAAAGCCAGGCGCGACAGGCCCAGAACGUUUCGGCUGCAGCAGGGGCGUGGGGGGGACGACGCCGACCACGAGGGCGGCGUCAAGGCCAUGGUGCAGCAUCUGAGAAGUGUUUUUGAAAUGGAGCGUCCUAAGUGCCGACCCUCAGUCAAAAGACGCAGAGACUCUGCCGUUUUGGAUGCUGCGAGACCUUCAGAGCUCGACGAUGGUUCAGGUGGGAACCUUUAG